AUGUCAAGCAAUGAUUUCGUUGCCCGUCUCAUGCGCAACCCGGCAGAAGCGGAAAUCGACAGAUUUCUGCAGACUCGCAGUGGCAAGCAGAUGAUCCAGUUGUUUCGUUUGAUCCCAGAUCCUAAGGCACAGGCUGCGCUCACAGCGAGGCUGCUGCUGCUCGGACCUCCCGUCAACGAUGCUCGCUUCACCACUCCAGAGAAAGCCAAGAAAGCUCUCAACGCGUUCGUUGCUUUCCGAUGCUACUACGUCACUGCCUCUGAGUUGAAGAAGUGGCCCAUGAAGAAGCUCUCCAGCAUCAUCGGAGCUCUCUGGGAAGCCGACAUGUACAAGUCUUACUGGUCUCUAAUGGCUAAGGCCUGGUCUACCAUCCGCGACCAAGUUGGAAAGGUCGAAGCUCCCCUAGACCGGUUCCUUAUCAUCAUCUGCGGUCACCUCCACAUACCUGAACCUGAGUCAUACCUCGCCUUCUAUGGAUGGUCUCUCUCAAUCAAUAAAGAGGGUAAUCCUUUCAUCUCUCGCGACGGCUCCCUCGAGUUUGCAUGCAUCGGCGCCGGAGUUGCAGACAUUGCGCUCUCUGUUGAGGACAUCAUCGCCUACGUCCAGUCAAUGGGAUACGCGUCUACCUAUGUCGCUAUCGAGGGCACCUCGUCGUCAACUUUCCUCGGACGCUCUGUCAACUCAACUGUGGAGAAGGGCGGUCUCGCCUUGCGAGCGACACCGAUCGUAGCUCCUGUAAUCGACCGCCGCAUCGUCGCUCGCAACAAGCGCCGCGCGAAGCGAGACAUUGCUAGGACUUCUGCUUUGAGGAUAAACAUCGAGCAAGACAUCCUCGCCGCGCACAGGGCUGUCCCUGGACACACCGGCGAACACGUACCUGACCGUUACCCCACUCCUGCUCUCCCCAACUACGACAUCAACCCGUUCUAUCAGCAACUUGUUGGUUAUCUCGACAGCCCGAUUACGGACUCUCAAGAUGAUGCAAAUCCUCAGGCUGACGCAACUCUGAUCGACAACGUAUUCGUCUCCGACACCAUUGCUUACGGUAACAUCACCAACUUCGCAUCAAGCAUGGUCUUGUAUCCAGAUGACUUUGAUGCGUUUCGCCCAGGCGCCAACGAGGAUACAACCCUUCCUGCAUUCGACGAUGUUCUCAACACUUGA
Alternaria novae-zelandiae is the source of this 1164-nucleotide messenger RNA. RefSeq names its product CDK-activating kinase assembly factor mat1 (gene MAT1). The record is from RefSeq and is a predicted model, not a curated record. Gene Ontology annotation, cellular component: nucleus. Gene Ontology annotation, molecular function: DNA binding, bending. The transcript has 2 exons. The coding region runs from base 1 to 1164 and encodes 387 amino acids. NCBI's taxonomy places the organism in Eukaryota, Fungi, Ascomycota, Dothideomycetes, Pleosporales, Pleosporaceae. Gene Ontology annotation, biological process: positive regulation of mating-type specific transcription, DNA-templated.